AUGUCUGCCACCGUCCACGUCAAGGGCAUCUCCGCCCAGACCAGCGAGAAGGAGGUCCGCGACUUCUUCUCCUUCUGCGGCAAAAUCCAGUCCCUCUCCGUCAAGCCCGAGACCAGCGACUCCGCCUCCUCCCAGAGCGCCAGCGUCACCUUCGAGAAAGAGACUGCUGCUAAGACCGCCCUCCUGCUCGACAACACCCAGCUCGGACCUUCCCAGGUCAACGUCACCGCCGCCUCCUCUCUCGACGACCUCUCCGGCGGCAAGCCUGCCUCCAACGACAAUGACGAUCUUGCGCAAGAGGACAAGCCACGUGCUCGCGUCGCCGCCGAGAUGCUUGCUCACGGAUACGUUUUGAGCGACCAGGCCAUCCAGCGAGCUCUUGCCCUCGACCAGCAACACGGCAUCAGCACCCGCUUCAACAAGGCCCUCCAGGACUUCGAUACCAAGUACAAGGUCACCGAGCGUGCGCAGCAGGCUGACAAGAGCUACGGUGUCUCUGCUCGCGCUGACGCUGGCUGGCGUGGCUUGAACUCCUACUUUGAGAAGGCCCUCGGCACCCCAACUGGUCAGAAGAUCCGCGCUUUCUACGAGCAAGGCCAGAAGCAGGUAUUGGAUGUUCACAACGAGGCAAAGCACCUUGCCACCCUCAAGAAGGGCUCUCCGGUCGGCCCCCCUGAGGAUGCCGGACAAGGCCGCACCAAGUGCAACUGCGGAGCUGCUACUGGUAAGUCAUUCCAUCUCACCAAGCCUCACUCGCUCCUACCAUUUCACAUGCUAACCGCCACCUUCAUGCAUAGGUAUCUGCCCAUGCGAGCCUGGCAAAUGCGCGUGCAACAGCUGCGGCAAGAACCCAGAAGCGAAGACUACCUCGGUCACGCCGGAACAAGCUGAGAUGGAGAAGGUGCAGGUCGACGGCAAGGAGAAGACCAAGUGCAAUUGUGCAGCCGACGAGAGCAAGUGCCCAUGCGAGCCCGGCAAGUGUGCCUGCGCCAGCUGCCCCAAGUCCUCGUAA
Lecanosticta acicola is the source of this 1012-nucleotide messenger RNA. The record is from the annotation of a GenBank genome assembly. NCBI's taxonomy places the organism in Eukaryota, Fungi, Ascomycota, Dothideomycetes, Mycosphaerellales, Mycosphaerellaceae.